This is a messenger RNA of Rana temporaria (common frog), 1872 nucleotides long. Its product is annotated as SCAN domain-containing protein 3-like. The record is from RefSeq and is a predicted model, not a curated record. The transcript has a single exon. Bases 1 to 1872 code for a protein of 623 amino acids. NCBI's taxonomy places the organism in Eukaryota, Metazoa, Chordata, Amphibia, Anura, Ranidae.
AUGGAUCGUUUUUUGCAAAGAAAGGCUCCAGUACCCAGCUCUGAUUCUGAGCCAUCAACUUCAUCAUCCACAAGUACCUCAGCAGAGAGGGUAGUGGAGGCCAGCACCAAGUCAAGGAAAAGACAGUAUGAUGAUAGAUAUCUGUCAUAUGGUUUCAUCUGUACAGGGGUUUCAUCAUGCCCUCUCCCUAUGUGUCUGAUAUGUGGUAUGAAAUUAUCAAAUGAAGCAAUGGUUCCAAGCAAACUUAAACGACACCUGACAACAAAUCAUCCAUCACUAGCCAGCAAGGAACCAGAAUAUUUCAUUCGUUUGAAAAGUCAACACAAACGACAAGAGCAAGUCAUGAUUAAGAGUGCAAAAGUGUCAGAGAAAGCACUGGAGGCUAGCUAUUUAGUGGCCGAGAUAGUAGCUAAAGCUAAGAAGCCACACACAAUUGCGGAAACGGUCAUUUUGCCAGCAUGCACAGCUAUUGUCAACAAAAUGCUAGGCCCACAAGCAGCAAAAGAAAUAGCAAAAGUUCCACUGUCUGACAGUACCAUUGGAAGGCGAAUCAAUGACAUGUCUGCAGAUAUUGAAAACCUGGUUUUUGAAAAAAUCAGAUCUACUGGGAAAUUUUCCUUACAAGUCGAUGAAUCCACUGACAUAAGUGGGCAUGCUCAGCUCUUGGCAAAUGUUCGAUUCAUAGAUGAGGACCAUAUCAGGGAGACUUUUUUUUUUUGCAAACCGAUACCUGAGAAAACAAGUGGAGAGGAGAUUUAUCGUGUGACAACGGAGUAUCUUGAACAGGGCGGAUUAAGCUGGAAGAACUGUAUCAGUGUCUGCACUGAUGGCGCUGCUGCCAUGAUGGGUAGUGUCAAGGGCUUCAUCAGCAGAGUAAGAGUUCAGAACCCAAGUGUGCGAAACACUCACUGCUUUCUUCACAGGGAGGCACUAGUUGCAAAGACCCUGCCACAAGAACUGUCAGAUGUACUGGAUGGAGCAGUGAACAUUGUAAAUUACAUAAAAAUGCGGCCCUUGAAGACACGUAUGUUUUCAAUUCUAUGCGCAGAAAUGGGAGCAGAGCAUCAUAGCUUGUUGUUACACACCGCAGUCCGCUGGCUUUCACGGGGAAAAGUCUUGGACCGAGUAUACGAGUUAAGAGAGGAAAUCAGAACAUUUCUAAUAGGACAGAAGUCUGCAUAUGCAGAAUUGAUGGAAGACACGCAAUGGUGUGCGAAACUUGCAUACCUGGCCGACAUUUUUAGACAUCUGAAUGAACUGAGUGCUAAAAUGCAAGGUAAAGAAGAAAAUCUUCUCACCUCGUCUGACAAAUUACGUGGCUUCAGAUCCAAGCUGACACUCUGGCGCUCCUUUGUAGAACAGGGCAGCCUUGAGAUGUUUCCCCUGUGCAAUGCACAUUCAAAUGGCAGCAUACUUUCUGAUCUUAUCUCUCAACACCUCCAAAUUCUUGACGAAAGAUUUAGUCACUAUUUUCCAUCUGAAGCUUUUGCAGAGUUUGACUGGGUCCGUAACCCUUGGAGUUCAUGUGCAUUGGAUAGCUCAAAAGUCUUGCCACUAGCGGCGCAAGAGCAACUGGCAGAGAUCAGGGAAGAUCGCACAUUAAAAAUCAAAUUUCAAGAUGUGGCUUUGGAUACGUUUUGGGUAUCAUUGAAGUGUGAGUACUCAGUAGUUUCAAGUACCGCCAUUGCAAUUCUGCUACCCUUCUCUACUACUUACUUGUGUGAACUGAGCUUUUCAAGCCUAACCUAUAUCAAGAACAAGUAUAGAGAGAGACUUAGGGCUGUGGACCAGGAGCUCCGUGUCUGUCUCUCAUCCUUUCCUGCCAGAAUAGAGCGAUUGUGUCAGUCGUCCCAGGCUCAAGUAUCCCAUUGA